GGCGCACGUCAGCUCAGUCCCGCUGUGAACGCAGCAAGGAACGCAGCGCACGGAUCUCCUCGGAGAGAGAGAGAGAAAGAGAGCGAGUAAGAGUAGGAUCCGACGCACGCAGGAGAACUCUGCCGACGGACCGAUCGUCUGAAAUGACCAGUGACCAGUGAUUCGGCCAGCACACACGAGUAGUCGCUCAGAGUAGAGUCGAGCCGCCCCCGCAGCGCAGUGCAGUGCAGUUGUUUUUCGCGCGCGUCGGCAGGUGAUGCGCUCGCGUCCCGGUGGCGCAGCAGCGACGACUCCGAGUAACUCCAGCAGUGCUUAGCAGCCCAGAAGCAUGAUGAACGCCUUCCUCGACGGCGUGCAGCCGCACUCGCACCACCACCUGGCCAGCCUCGGGCUGAAGCUGUCGCCGGGCGAGGCGAGCGAGGCCGGGGGCCCCGUGGCCCUGCAGCCCUCGCCGGGCGAGGCGUCCGGCCAGCAGCACCACUUCCACCACCAGGGCUACCCGGCCCACCCGCACCCGGGCUCGCACAUGAGCGCCGCCGCGCACAUGGGCCACCACAUGACGCACCACGCGGGCUUCGCCGCCCGGGACUUCCUCAUGCGGCGCGAGCACGAGUUCAACGCGACGGCCAACCCGACGACGCCCGAGAGCGGCCUCGGGCUGUUCACGCCGCUGCACCACGAGGCCGGCGCCGGCAUGCAGCAGUUCGGCCAGCACCCGGGCCAGCACCCGCUCGGCGUCGCCGCCUCGCACUACCCCCCGCACUACCCGCAGGAGCACAACCGGCUGGGGCCGCCGCCGCCGCCGCCCCCGGGCCCGCCCGGGCACCACCAGUACCCCCACCUGGCCGCGGUGCACGCGCACCCGCACCAGCAGCACGUGGGCCACGCUGCCGCGGCGGCGGCGGCGGCGGCGGCUGGCCACCCGCACGGCGCCUUCCUCAGGUACAUGCGCGGCGCAAGCCAGGCCGGCGGCGCGGUGGCGGGCUCCGGGGGCGUCGGCGCGGGCAGCGCCUCGCCCGGCGCCAGCGAGCCCCGGCAGUGCCUCUGGGUCGACCAAGAGCCCGGGCUCGGCCAGCCGCGCAAGAUCUGCGGCAAGCUCUUCGAGAGCAUGCACGACAUCGUGACGCACCUGACGGUGGAGCACGUGGGCGGGCCCGAGUUCACGACGCACGCCUGCCUCUGGCAGGGCUGCGGGCGCAAGGGCAAGGCCUUCAAGGCCAAGUACAAGCUCGUCAACCACAUCCGCGUGCACACCGGAGAGAAGCCCUUCCCCUGCCCGUACACCGGCUGCGGCAAGGUCUUCGCCAGGUCGGAGAACCUCAAGAUCCACAAGCGGACCCACACCGGUGAAAAGCCGUUCAAGUGCGAGUUCCCGACGUGCGAGAGGCGGUUCGCCAACAGCAGCGAUCGGAAGAAGCACAGCCACGUCCACACGUCCGACAAGCCCUACAACUGCCGCGUCUCCGGCUGCGACAAGUCUUACACCCACCCCAGCUCGCUGCGCAAGCACAUGAAGGUCCACGGAGUGACGCUCGGCGAGGGCAAGCUCAACAACUACGACAGCGACGGCGAGGAGAGCAGCAGCAGCGGCGGCAGCCUCUCGGUCACCGGGCACACCGAGUCGCCCCAGCCGUCCCAGCCGUCCUCGACCUCGACGCCGUCCAACAACCCCGUGCCAAGUCCGACGCACCACCUGCACAACCACCAGAACAACAACGUCCAGCAACAGCAACAGCAACAGCAGCAGCAGCAGCAGCAGCAACACCACCAGCAGCACCAGCCGCCGACGAGUCACCACCACCUGGAGAACUGGUACGUCUGCCAGCCGACGGCGAUGGCGCCCCAGCACAGUCCGCUGCCCAGCCAUCACGGACCCCCGCCUACCCACCACCUCGGGCACCACUUCAACCCGCUGAUGCACCACCAGGCCACGGCCUAUUAGCCGGCCGACGACUACGACAUUACUGCCCACCACCAAAGCUGCAUCAAAGAUCUCCACGGGGUGCCACGACUGUGUGUACUGUAGAUGUAUAUAAUUGCGCGAAGACGCCGAGGCCCUCUAUACUAUCGACUCUCCCUCUGUACAUAACGAUAUAUAAACACUGCGAGCAGAAUAAACACGCACGUGCCUCUCCGCGAUAUGAUAUCGUUGCGUUUUGCGUACAAUAUGCCGAUUAUUCCGAGGUUUAGUCCCUGUAGCACGCGCGCCGCGUCUCCCGCCGUCGCUUUAUAUUUAUUCUUUGAUUUAUCUCUUUGACUCUUUGGCGGAAACGAUCUGAUGAAAACAAAACGCUUGAUUUCGUGCAUCGCGCGCGUGUACAUACACUAUUUACAUAGAUGUCGGCCCUGGUAGAAACGUUAA
Nasonia vitripennis (jewel wasp) is the source of this 2362-nucleotide messenger RNA. Its product is annotated as pair-rule protein odd-paired. Gene Ontology annotation, molecular function: RNA polymerase II cis-regulatory region sequence-specific DNA binding; DNA-binding transcription factor activity, RNA polymerase II-specific. Gene Ontology annotation, biological process: regulation of transcription by RNA polymerase II; central nervous system development. The coding region runs from base 329 to 1942 and encodes 537 amino acids. The transcript is spliced from 3 exons. The record is from RefSeq and is a predicted model, not a curated record. Lineage: Eukaryota; Metazoa; Arthropoda; Insecta; Hymenoptera; Pteromalidae. Gene Ontology annotation, cellular component: nucleus.